This is a messenger RNA of Aspergillus fumigatus Af293, 1680 nucleotides long. The record is from RefSeq and is a predicted model, not a curated record. NCBI's taxonomy places the organism in Eukaryota, Fungi, Ascomycota, Eurotiomycetes, Eurotiales, Aspergillaceae.
AUGGAGUCGCACCAACUCAAGCAUCGCGCUGUCUCCGCGAACGAAGAAGUCCGCAGCCAUGAUCGCGAUGUCACCCAUCUGGCGCGACUGGGAAAGAAAUCAGUCCUGAGGUACUCUGCUCAUGCCUCUAUCGAAGUUAGUAAUGCCAGGCUAGAGAACACGAGGUCGGAACUAACAGCUUUCAGUGGUGGUCCCGGAGGCGCAGUCUACGCUUUUAUUUUCGCCUGGACGGGCACCGCAUGCUGCUUUGCGGUUAUAUCUGAAUUGGCGUCGAUGGCACCCACUUCUGGAGGCCAAUACCAUUGGUGCGCAAUGCUUGCGCCGCCGCAUCUCAUGAGGUUCCUUAGUUACAUGACAGGUAGGCAUACAAUCGAAUCCCCCAUUGGCACUACUAACCUCAUCGUCAUAGGAUGGGUUACCGUCAUCGGCUGGCAGGCCGCAUUCGCCUCGUCCUCGUUUCUCGCAGGAACUCAGAUCCAAGGCGCCAUCCGCCUCGGUCACGAACUUUACCAGGCGAAGCCCUGGCAUGGAACCCUUCUCAUGUGGGCGGCAGUCCUGCUGGCGUUGGGCAUCAACGUGGUCGGAGGCAAGCUGCUCCCCCGGCUUGAGACGGUCAUCCUGGUGGUUCAUCUGCUGGGCUUCUUUGCCAUUCUCAUCCCGAUGACCUACAUGGCCGACCACAAGUCCACCCACGAGGUAUUCCUCGAAUUUGUCAACAGUGGCGGAUUUCCCACUCAGGGUCUCUCGUGGUUCGUGGGAAUGACAGGCUGCGUUUUCGCCUUUGCUGGUGGCGAUGCUGCUGUGCAUAUGGCCGAGGAGGUGCGCAAUGCAUCUGUGGCAAUCCCGAGGGCUAUUCUCCUGUCGGUUCUCAUUAAUGGAGCGCUCGGAUUUGGCAUGUUGAUUGCUGUAUUGUUCUGUCUGGGUGAUCUCGACGCGGCCCUCGCAACUCCCACCGGAUAUCCAUAUAUGGAGAUUUUCCGCCAGGCAACCGAUUCCCUGGCGGGUGCCCUGGGAAUGACCUCGAUUUUAUUGAUCAUUGGCGUCUGCUCGGUGAUUGGAAUGCUCGCCGCUACAUCUCGUCAGUUCUGGUCUUUUGCGCGUGACCGGGCUGUGCCUGGAUGGCGCAUCUGGAGCAAGGUAUCAUAUCCUCACCCCCAUGCGCUUUCAAGGACCAUCACUGACAUGCUGCCUCGUCAGGUCUCCCCUACCAACUGCCUCCCCACGUACUCCAUCAUGCUCACAAUGACCGUAUGCUGUCUACUCGGCCUUAUCAACAUCGGCUCCAGCGUCGCCCUCAACGCCGUCGUCUCCAUGGCCGUGUCUGGUCUCUAUCUCUCCUACCUCAUGGUCGGAAGUCUUCUUCUCUACCGGCGAUGCACGGGCGCCAUCUCGCAAUACGACCAUGGAGAAGACGGGGUCAUCAAUGUGCCCGGUGCCAAGUUGGCCUGGGGCCCCUUCCAUGUGCCAGGCAUUUGGGGGACGGCGGUCAACACGUAUGCGGUGAUUUACAUGGUGAUCGUCGUGUUCUUCAGUUUCUGGCCUUCUCAGAUGUCCGUCGACAAAACGACGAUGAACUUUAGUGUGGUCGGUACGGUGGGGACGAUUCUGCUGGCACUUUUGUACUAUGUGCUGCGGGCGAGGAAGGUGUAUACGGGGCCUGUCAUGGAGGUUUCGAUUUGA